Messenger RNA from Desarmillaria tabescens, 545 nucleotides. RefSeq lists its product as uncharacterized. The record is from RefSeq and is a predicted model, not a curated record. Bases 1 to 300 code for a protein of 99 amino acids. The transcript is spliced from 3 exons. NCBI's taxonomy places the organism in Eukaryota, Fungi, Basidiomycota, Agaricomycetes, Agaricales, Physalacriaceae.
AUGAUUACCAACAACCAACUUAUCCAAACUACCGGUUAUCUCUUUGCCAUCGCGAUUGCAAUGGCACUAUCCGUCACGGUCUUCGUAAAGGACAUCCUCGCUCUUCUUACAUUCAGCGCAUCAUCUACCGUUGCGCACGAAUAUCCUCGCAUUGCCGUUACGGUCAAGGUCGAAGUCGUUACCACCCACUACUCGACAAUUGAACCCUUGUCUUCGGUGUCGUCUGACUCUACCUUGGUCCAGGUAUCAUCAGAAUGUUACAGCGGUUCACGAGUAGGCAAGCAUAAUUGCUUGUUCUAAAUUAUAUGAACAUGAAAACUUGUCGGUCGUUCAGACCACAAAGACAAUUUUCGCCCCCUGCAUGGACUGUCGUCCUAUCAGUCAGCCUCCUCAUCUAUACGGCUCCAUCCCUACCCUGUGUCCAGUCGAGGGACGAGGAUUCAGUGGUGCAGAGGGAAAGACAAGUCCAGUAAAUUACCUCACGCGACUCAUGCAAGCCUAAGACAAAAGCGUCUUUCUUUCAUCUCAGAGGAGGCAUUAAAUAC